This is a messenger RNA of Culex quinquefasciatus (southern house mosquito), 483 nucleotides long. RefSeq names its product myoglobin. The transcript is spliced from 2 exons. NCBI's taxonomy places the organism in Eukaryota, Metazoa, Arthropoda, Insecta, Diptera, Culicidae. The record is from RefSeq and is a predicted model, not a curated record. Bases 19 to 483 code for a protein of 154 amino acids. Gene Ontology annotation, molecular function: heme binding; oxygen binding.
GGCUGUUGCAACAACAAAAUGGACGAAACCGGAUUGACAGGAAAGCAAAAGAUAACUCUUCUCUCAGCCUGGGGCCUCAUCAAACAGGACCUGGAUCUGCACGGCCGGAACAUCAUGCUGCUCAUCUUCCGCGAGCACCCCCACUUCAUCCCGUACUUUGACUUCAGUGCCGACCCCAACAACACCAGCCUGUCCGAGAACCGUGCCCUGCAGGCGCACUCGCUGAACCUGAUCAUGGCCCUGGGUGCACUCAUCGAGUACGGCCUCAAGACGCCCAAAAUGUUCGAGUGUACGCUGGCGAAGCUGGUCAAGAACCACAAAACGCGGCGCGUCACCAGCCAGGACGUGAAAAUGUUCGGCGAGGUCAUGCUGAUGUACUUUGCCCAGGUGCUGGGCCGGCAGUCGGCCAGCAGUCUGCCGACGGCGUUCAACCGGCUGAUUGAGCAGAUUGCCGAGGCGUUCGAGGCGGCGCAGUUUACUUAG